AUGUACACCAAGGAUGCUUGCCCAAGGAUGCUCGCCCANGGNUGCUCGNCCAAGGUCCCUGGGAGCUUCCUGGCUCGGCCCAGCCGCAAGAACCAGGGUGACUUCUCCCUCUCAGUCAGGGUGGAUGAUCAGGUGACUCAUAUUCGGAUCCAGAACUCAGGGGACUUCUAUGACCUGUACGGAGGGGAGAAGUUUGCGACGCUGACAGAGCUGGUCGAGUAUUACACGCAGCAGCAGGGCAUCCUGCAGGACCGAGAUGGCACCAUCAUCCACCUUAAGUACCCAUUGAACUGCUCGGACCCUACNAGUGAGAGGUGGUACCANGGCCACAUAUCUGGAGGGCAGGCAGAGUCACUGCUGCAGGCCAAGGGCGAGCCCUGGACAUUUCUUGUGCGUGAGAGUCUCAGCCAACCUGGUGAUUUUGUACUCUCUGUGCUCAAUGACCAGCCCAAGGCUGGCCCAGGUUCCCCGCUCAGGGUCACUCAUAUCAAGGUUAUGUGUGAGGGUGGACGCUAUACUGUGGGUGGCUCAGAGACGUUUGACAGCCUCACAGACCUGGUGGAGCACUUCAAGAAGACGGGGAUUGAGGAGGCCUCGGGAGCCUUUGUCUACCUGCGGCAGCCUUACUAUGCCACUCGGGUAAACGCAGCUGACAUUGAGAACCGGGUCUUGGAACUGAACAAGAAGCAGGAGUCGGAGGACACAGCCAAGGCUGGCUUCUGGGAGGAGUUUGAGAGUCUACAAAAGCAGGAGGUAAAGAACUUGCACCAGCGUCUGGAAGGGCAGCGGCCGGAGAACAAGAGCAAGAACCGCUACAAGAACAUUCUUCCCUUUGACCACAGCCGAGUGAUCCUGCAGGGACGUGACAGUAACAUCCCAGGCUCUGACUACAUCAAUGCCAACUACGUGAAGAACCAGCUGCUAGGUCCAGAUGAGAACUCUAAGACCUACAUCGCCAGCCAGGGCUGUCUGGAUGCCACAGUCAAUGACUUNUGGCAGAUGGCUUGGCAGGAGAACACUCGUGUCAUCGUCAUGACUACCAGAGAGGUGGANAAAGGCCGGAACAAAUGUGUCCCAUACUGGCCCGAGGUGGGCACUCAGCGCGUCUAUGGGCUCUACUCUGUGACCAACAGUAGGGAGCAUGACACAGCAGAAUACAAGCUUCGAACAUUACAGAUCUGCCCACUGGACAAUGGGGACCUGGUUCGGGAGAUAUGGCACUACCAGUACCUGAGCUGGCCUGACCAUGGGGUUCCCAGUGAGCCUGGGGGUGUCCUCAGCUUUCUGGAUCAGAUCAAUCAGCGACAGGAAAGUUUGCCUCAUGCAGGGCCCAUCAUUGUGCAUUACUGUGACAUUGAUAUCCAGAAGACCAUCCAGAUGGUACGAGCACAGCGCUCCGGCAUGGUGCAGACCGAGGCCCAGUACAAGUUUAUUUACGUGGCCAUUGCCCAGUUCAUCGAAACGACCAAGAAGAAACUGGAGAUCAUACAAUCCCAAAAGGGCCAGGAGUCGGAGUAUGGGAAUAUCACGUACCCUCCCGCUGUGAGGAGUGCCCACGCCAAAGCCUCGCGUACUUCCUCCAAGCACAAGGAGGAGGUGUACGAAAAUGUGCAUAGCAAGAGCAAGAAGGAAGAGAAAGUAAAGAAGCAGCGGUCGGCAGACAAGGAGAAGAACAAAGGUUCUCUCAAGAGGAAGUGAGCUGGGCAUUCGUCUGCAGGUGGCCAUGCAUCAGCCUUGAUCCCUGCAGAGGCCUCCACCGGAUAGACUGAGACCUGUGGCCCUCACCAGACCCUAGGACCGCCCCCAUCUUCUUGUAAUUUAAGUGACUGUGGUCAUCUGAAUCUGUAUAUAGCCCAGCAAGUCCCCAGGGAGAGCCGGGCCCUUCUAUUCUUGUAAAUAAAUUCCCUGGACCACUGUG
This is a messenger RNA of Mus caroli (Ryukyu mouse), 1918 nucleotides long. NCBI's taxonomy places the organism in Eukaryota, Metazoa, Chordata, Mammalia, Rodentia, Muridae. The record is from RefSeq and is a predicted model, not a curated record.